GAAGAAAACAAGACAAACAUUGUGGAAAAAAUCGGGAAAACGCUAUGAAAACCCAGGAUUAACUGCAAAUAAUGGCUGUACAACUGGAUUCAACGGGGAAAGAUGACAAAAAUGACAUUAAAACGCACUUUGUGACGCGCGAAGGUGUCUACCGCAUCCUAAAUUUGUCAUCGGAGGAGCUGCUAAAUCCUCGGCCACGACCUGGUGUUGGCUACCAGUCGAAUCAUCAGAGUUCGCCACAAGUGCGUGUCAGUUUUGUGUCGUUGCCGCCGGCACCGGUGUCCGCAGCAGCGGCAGCGACAAGCGCCACGGGAGGCACGUUGUCGUCAUCGUCCCAGGCACCGCAGAAUUCCGUCACGGGUUCCACGAAUGCAGCAGCAGCAGCGACGACAAAUGGGCCGUCCUCACAGAUCGCGGAUACGGGCGGCGGUGGAAGUGCGACAAACGGGAGCAACAGUCAGGGAGGAGAUCGCAUUUGUUUCAACAUCGGCAAGGAAUUGUAUGUCUACUCCUUCAAAGGCAUACGAAAGCCCGCCGACCUAAAUAAGCCAAUUGAUAAGAAACUCUACAAAGGUACAAAUCCAUCGUGUCACGACUUCAACAGUCACACGGCGACGCUAGAUGGCGCGCCGCUUCUUGUGGGCUUCACCACGGGCCAAAUUCAGCUCGUGCAUCCGGGGCGUCGCGAACAAGGCAAACUCUUCAACGAGGAGCGGUUAAUUGAUAAAACGAAGGUCACGUGUUUAAAGUGGGUGCCGGGCUCGGCAAAUUUAUUUCUGGCGGCACACGCUUCGGGUCACCUGUACUUGUACAACGAGGAAUUCGCAUCGACGCCCGUCUCGCCGGCAUAUCAGCCCUUCAAGUGCGGCGACGGGUACAGCGUGAUGGUGUGCAAAAGCAAGUCGCCGCGCAAUCCGCUGUACAAAUGGUCGUUCGGGACCGAGAAUUACGCCAUAAAUGAGAUUUGCUUCUCGCCCUGCGGCCAAAAUCUCGCCAUUGUGUCGCAAGACGGGUUCUUGCGCGUUUUCCAGUACAACACGAUGGAGCUGAUUGGCAUCGCGCGUUCCUAUUUCGGCGGAUUUUUGUGCGUUUGCUGGAGUCCCGACGGCAAAUAUUUGGUUGUGGGCGGCGAGGAUGACUUGGUGACGGUUUUUUCGUUGCUCGAGAAGAAAGUCGUGGCACGCGGACAAGGACAUCGAUCAUGGGUCUCCGUUGUGGCAUUCGAUCCGUACACGACGUCGUACACAAAUUGGGAUGGACCCGAUUUUUCCGACGAUGAAAAUGCCGCCGUUAACGAUAGUGGGUACGUGAGUCGAAAUAACACGGAAAAUCACGGCAGAAAGAGAACGACAUCGGCACGGGAUAGUCUUGUGGCACCGGAAAAGACCGCAACGAGCUACCGAUUGGGCAGCGUGGGACAAGAUACGCAACUUUGCUUGUGGGACAUCACGGAUGACGUGUUGCGACAACCGCCGAUCGGGCAUCGGAAUCGCUUGAGCUCCUACGAACCCAUUGCGGCGGCAAUAAAUGGCGAACACGACGCCGUCCCGAUCAUCAAACCAGUGGCAAUAACGACAAUAGGGACACCGAGCGGCGGAACGAACAAAGAUCAGGUGGAUGCUUGUGCACCAUCCAGCGCAGCGGCAGCAGCGAGCAAAAGCAAAUUCUUAGCGAAUUGUACAAAUGUGGACAGUAGUGAUACAACAACAACUUUGUUAGGUAUUAGUAGUAAAACAAAUUCAUUAGUUAGUAAUUGUACUAGCAAUAGCGGUAACACUUCUAAAGAUGUGAAUAGAGCGCUUGACAAGUCGACGACGUCAAGUUUAGCAACAAAGGCGGAAAAUGCCGUCGGCACCACCAACGCAGGCUCUAAUAACAACAAUAAUAGUAGUAAUAGUUCUUCUUCAAACACUAAUAAUCAUUCGUCGUCGUCGUCACAUCAUCAUCACACAUCGGCAUUUAAUACGUUGACCCAAAAGUUGUCUAACUUUAGUUUUAGCAGUGAUAAGAACAACAGUGGAGGCAAAUCCCACUCGAAAAAACGCAACUUUUCACUAUCGAAAUCCAGUGGAAAUCACGCGAGCAACAGUAUCAACAGCAACGCUGCCACGACAAGUAAUCACCUGAAUGGCAACAAUAACGAUACUGGGCACCUCAAUUCGUCAUCCACAACAACAACAACUUUAAGCAAUAAUCAAAGUGAAGUGGGCGCCAAUGCCACAAAUUCAUUAACCAAAAGUAAUAAGUCAUCGACAUCGACGACAAAUUCCGUCAUGUCGGCAUCGAUCUACAGCACCUUUGACCCGAUGAAGCUGAUUGGGAGUUCCGCGUGUCCCCGUUUCGACGAGACGCCCGUACUAGAGCCACUCGUAUGCAAGAAAAUUGCGCACGAAAGACUGACUGCCCUUAUUUUUCGCGAGGAUUGUUUCAUAACCGCUUGCCAAGACGGAUUUAUCUACACGUGGGCACGACCAGGAUAUGGAUAUCAAAACAUGCAACAUAACCUACCAUCGAGCCCAACUGUCCAAGGGGGAACUGUAGUCUAAUUAUUUUUUUAAAAGGAAAAGACAAAAAAAAAUCAUUUUUUUUCGCAAAAGUGGCACACAAUAAUAAAAAUAUUACUCUAGACUUAUCUUUCUACCUAUCAACUUAUAUCGAUAAAUUUAAACAAAAAAAAAAAUAUUAAUGUGUGCACGAAAAUUGACGAAAAAAAAAUUUAUGAGAAUGGAAACGAUGCGAUGAUUGUCUACUCUAGUUGAAUUUAUAUUUUAACAAGAAGCAUGAAAAACACUAAAAAAAUAAAGCUCUGAAUUAUUUAUUAUAUUGAUUAGA
Messenger RNA from Culicoides brevitarsis, 2832 nucleotides. RefSeq names its product WD repeat-containing protein 20. Gene Ontology annotation, molecular function: protein binding. The transcript has 4 exons. The coding region runs from base 72 to 2546 and encodes 824 amino acids. The record is from RefSeq and is a predicted model, not a curated record. NCBI's taxonomy places the organism in Eukaryota, Metazoa, Arthropoda, Insecta, Diptera, Ceratopogonidae.